AAUAUUCUGUAUGGAUAAACAGUGGAUUUCGAUGCGCCAUCACGUUGGAUUAUAAGACUCACUGUGGAGCCGUCACUGCCCUUUACUAUUGGUGUGCUGGCCAACUUUACCUGGUCACCCAGACAGGAAAAGGAACUAAAUAAACGGGCGAUGUUUUUCAUUGGGAGAGACAGUUGAAGACAUCGGGACAAAAUCACAUUUUCCAGGAGAGCUGAUCAGAAGGAAGGCUACUGAGACAGAGGCGGGACUAGUGGCUGCCGAAGCUCCAGGUGUCAUGGAGCUCCCGUCCUCCCCCUCUCCAUCGUCCACCUUCUCGCUCCUCAACCUGUCCCUCCCCUCCACCUCUCCAUCGCUCUCUCCAUCCCCAAGCACGGCCUCCACUGCUCUCUUCUGCUUCCUGCUCUCCCUCCUGUCCCUGCUGGGGAUUGUGGGUAAUCUCUACACCAUUGGACUGCUCUUGCAUCGCCGCAGGGGAGGCCGACGGAGGCCGCUGGGGGGGCCGUGUAUGGCAUGUCUGGGUCACUCCUGUCUGAGCUCCGCGUCCUCUUCCCCCUCCAUCUCUCCCUCUUCCUCUCCCAAUACCUCUUCCUCCUCCUCUUCCUCAUCCUCCCUCCACAUCCAGGUGUUGAGCCUGGCCCUUGCUGACCUGCUGUACCUGUCCACCGCGCCCUUCAUCGUGUACGACAGCCUGACGUCCAACUGGGCGUUCGGCGAGGUGGGUUGCCGGCUCCUGUUCAGCCUGGACCUGCUCACCAUGCACGCCAGCAUCUUCACACUGACCGCCAUGAGCAUGGACCGCUAUCGGGCCGUGGCCCACCCGCUGGCGGCAUCCGUCUCUCCCUCCUCGGGCCUGCUGCGUGUGGUGCUGGCCUGGGGCAUCGCCGUGGCGCUCAGCCUGCCCAUGAUGAUCACAAUGCACCUGGAAGACAGCGGGACCCAGAUGUUGUGCUUGCCAGCGUGGGAUGACCAGAGCUCCCGGAUCUACCUGAGUGUGCUCUUCUGCACCAGCAUCCUGGCACCAGGGCUGGCCAUCGGGGGGCUUUACGCUGCGCUGGGCCGCCUCUACUGGAGGUCCCAGAGCCAGGCUGCAUGGAGCUCCAGCGGCAGUUACACGCCGCGGGCCCCGCGGCCCAAGGUACUGCUGCUGAUCCUGGGCAUCGUGCUGGCCUUCUGGGCCUGCUUCCUGCCCUUCUGGGUCUGGCAGCUGCUGCCCCUCUACCGGCCCGACUUCCUGCCAUCGGUGCCGACCAGCACUCAGGUCACGGUCAACCGCAUCCUCACAGGGCUAACCUUCGGGAACUCGUGCGUGAACCCGUUCUUCUACACGCUCCUCACGGGCAAGCGCAGGAGAAACAGGCAGACCAUCAGCUCUAACGCCCCCCUGUGUCAGAAGACCAGUUCCAUACGCUAACACACAGCAGAACAGUUCCAUGCAGAACAGACCAGAUGUUAACACAAAACAGGCAAGCUCUAUUCUCUGACAGACCAGACCAGCUUCAUACACUAAAGCAGAAUACUAGCUUCACAUGUUAACACAGAGCGUACAAGUGACACAUCCUAACACAGUAUGGCCCUGCUCCAUAUGCAAACAGACCAUGGACUAGCUACAUACACAAACACAGAACAGACUAUUUACACACAAUAGCUAAACACCGAACAGCCUAUGUAAACUAUACUACAACCAAAUGAACUAGGUCUACAUGCUAACACAGAAUGAACCAGCACUUUAAUAAUACAAAAUGGACCAGAUAUGUUGAACAGGACAGCACCUAAUGUUGCAGUGGAUUAGCUUUACACCUUAAUCGAUCACACCUGGGCCAUCUUCACUAACACCAGAUGGACUUGUCUUGCUCCAUACACUUCUGCAGACUGGACCAGUGCCUUAUGCUAACACAAAGUACACCAGCUUCUGCAGAUGCUGAGUAGAAUGUUCAGUAACAGUAAUGGCCAUCGCUGGCUGUGCAGCACUGCACUGUUGCCUACUAAAACAGCAAACCCACAAUCAGUGUUGAGAGCUGCAUGCCACCGAGCACCUAGGGACAAAAGAUAAGCUGAGCUCUCAGUGUACCUACAGUGUGUGUAAGUGCCUGAGCUGAAACCACAACAUCUGUACAUGGUUACUCGUGGUGCUAACAGAUUCUUCUCAGCAGACUCUCCUUUACAUGUGCCUGGAAAUAAAAACUCCAUGGAGCCUCUUGUGUGCGGUUAUUCUUCAAGACGUGAGAAAUACCUCACGAAAGAUCCAGGCAAAACCACACAGUCACCCAGACGGAUCUAUGCCAAGUCUGGUUUGAUGUGUUUUAGGGCUGUUCUGAUGUUUGCACUGUAUUGCCCUCUAGCACCUCUCACCUGUGAUCAACCAACCAUUCUGACAAGGACUGGCAAUACCUGCAGCACCAUGACAACAGAAACAAUACCUGCAGCACCAUGACAACAGAAACAAUACCGGCAGCACCAUGACAACAGAAACAAUACCUGCAGGACCAUAUCAACAGAAACAGGCAUAAGUCAAACAGUCCGAAUGCUUGCAAACUGCAUAGCCAUAGUAUUUUAACCAGAGCACUUAUUUUGUUAUGUUGUUAUGAGCUUGUAUUUUCUCAGAGGACAAAUCAUUUUAUGAUGUGCUACAGAAUGCUUUAAGUCGUUGAAAAUAUUAUGAAGUUGAAACACAUAAAAAAAACUUUUAUAAAAGAUGAAGUUAAACCUCACCUUGUUGAAAAGUUCAGUUUAAAAUAUAUUUCUAGGCUGCUUUGUAAAUUCUAAGAUGCUGUUGUUUUUGUGUGUACGCGAGCAUGUGCUUGUGCAUUUGUGUGUGUGUGAGGGUAAUCCCCAUGUCUUUGCAGUGGUCUUCUUCCGUAGAUUGAACACAGAUGUUUGUUCGCACACUCUGGAUAACACAUGAAGAGAAAGCUGAAUGCCUCAGAAAAAGAUUAAUGUUAUCAUGCCCCAAAAAUGGCCACUCACCCUAGGUGAAUGAAGAUGAGCGUGCACAUUAUUAUUUGACAGACUCUACUAAUCAGAGUGCAAUGGUGAAGUACUAGCGAGGAAUGGUGCUUCUUUGAAGGACUGCUAAAAAUGGACAUGUCUACAACAACGAAGCCAUGUAUCUUUUGUGCAAUUUUAUGAAUAAUCGAGUACCAGAAAGUGUUUAUUACUGUAUUAUUCAUGUACCUUAUAUCUUAAUGCUGUCUCCACAAAGCUUUUCAAUCUUUGAAAUGAGAAGAAUGUUUAAGUUGUA
Molecule: messenger RNA, 3238 nt
Organism: Alosa sapidissima (American shad)
Lineage: Eukaryota; Metazoa; Chordata; Actinopteri; Clupeiformes; Clupeidae
Product: urotensin-2 receptor
Exons: 2
Coding region: 275-1411 (378 amino acids)
Biological process (GO): neuropeptide signaling pathway
Cellular component (GO): membrane
Molecular function (GO): urotensin II receptor activity
Source: RefSeq, a predicted model, not a curated record